CAAAGUCUGGUCGGAUUUCUAAAGUUAGCGCCGAAGAGACGAGCGCUGUACGUCUCUGAGUAGCUGACAGAGCUCUCCAAAUCGCCCUGGAAACGUCUUUUCCGUACAGCAACAUGGCCGCGCCCGUUGGCUCGUAGAAAAAGAAAUUUCCUUUGCCAUGAAAGUGGCGUCUUUCAUGACCACGGUUUAGAGGGUUGCUUCUCAUGAUGCAAGUCUGGGAGACGUCGUGCAGUUUUUCUGACAGGGGAAGCAGUGAGAGAAGAGAAUGUCUGUGGUGCACCAACUGUCACCAGGAUGGUUACUAGAUCAUCUUUCUUUCAUUAACAACAUAAACUAUCAACUUCACCAACAUCAUAAGCCUUGCUGCAGUAAAAAUGAGCCCACUUCAUCUGUCCACUUUGAUACUCUUCAAACGGAUUCUUUGAUCUCUUUGGGAACCUCUGCUACCUUUAUUGCUUUUGACUCUACCACUAAGCCAGAUAAUGAUGCCAGAGGAAAUUGUGAAAUCUUCAUACAGAGAUAUGUUUUUCGAUCUGAGCUAUUUAAUGUCACCAAACCUUAUAUAACUCCAGCUGUUCACAAAGAAUGCCAACAAAGGAAUGAAAAGGAAGAUCCAAUGGAUGGUAUUAAAGAAGAAAACCGCAUUUCUAUUAUUGGGAAGAAGCGUAAAAGAUGUGUUGUUUUCAAUCAAGGUGAAUUGGAUGCUAUGGAAUAUCAUACAAAGAUCAGGGGACUGAUUUUGGAUGGCUCUUCAGAGUUAAUCCAAGAAGGUCUCAAAAGUGGCUUUCUUCAUCCACUUUCUGAAAAAUGGAACAAGUGUAGUGAGCCCAUUACUUUACCACUUGAUACCUGCAGUUUGUCAGAAUUAUGUACAAUGGCAAAGCAUUUGCCUUCUCUGAAUGAAAUGGAUCUUCAGGCAUUACAAUUGAUGGAAGAAGAUAUGUCUAUUACAGAACAGGAUUUAUUUUCACGGGUUGUUGAAAACAACUCUAGCUUUACAAAAAUGAUUACUUUAAUGGGACAGAAAUACCUGGUGCCACCAAAAAGCAGUUUUCUUUUGUCUGACAUUUCUUGCAUGCAUCCACUUCUGAACUGUAGGAAAACAUAUGAUGUAAUUGUGAUGGAUCCACCAUGGCAGAACAAAUCAGUUAAAAGAAGUAACAGGUACAGCUAUUUAUCACCAUUGCAAAUAAAGCAGAUACCUAUUCCUAAACUGGCGGCUCCAAACUGUCUUAUCAUUACUUGGGUGACCAAUAGACAGAAGCACCUACGUUUUGUAAAGGAAGAACUUUAUCCUUCUUGGUCUGUUGAGAUAGUUGCUGAGUGGCACUGGGUAAAAAUCACCAAUUCAGGAGAAUUUGUGUUCCCAUUAGAUUCUCCGCACAAAAAGCCUUAUGAAGGUCUUAUACUGGGGAGAGUUCGAGAAAAAACUGCUGUACCGUUAAGGAAUGAAGAUGUAAAAGUACUUCCCAUUCCAGAUCACAAGUUAAUUGUCAGUGUGCCCUGUACUCUUCAUUCACAUAAGCCACCGCUUGCUGAGGUUCUAAAAGACUAUAUCAAGCCAGAUGGGGAAUGUUUGGAAUUGUUUGCUCGAAAUUUACAGCCAGGUUGGACUAGUUGGGGCAACGAAGUUCUCAAAUUUCAACACAUGGAUUAUUUUGUUGCUCUGCAGUCUAGAAGCUGACUAUGAUCUUAAAGUUGUGAUUUUCUUCACUUUUUCCUCAACCCUUUUUCCUUCAUUCUAACUGAUAUUUCCUUUUCUUACCAACCAGUAUGCUUAGAAAUGUAAACAGGACUUGGUUUCCACUUUGGUGGAAGUGACUAGUCUUUAUGUAAUUUUGAGAUGAAUUUACUUCCGUUGCACUAGUAGUCCCCAUUAUUCCGGAUUCACUGCAAAUAAAGAGGUAAGCAGUUAGAAAAAUGACAAGACUUUGUUAUCGAAAAAGUUCGGAAAGCACGCACUAUGGACCAGAGGUCAUAAUUCUGCCUAUGGAUGUGUUUCAUUUGGCCCAUAUGGUGUUACAAAAGAAAUUUGAACCAUCAUUCUGAAAAUUUGAACCAUCAUUCUGAAAAAUCUACACAUAAAGUGUAGAUUUUUGCUUUUCUCUAAACAUCAGAAGCUCUGGCUGCAUUGAGGUCUGUAUUCUUUCCUGGCAUCAGUCAGUAGGACCCAGUGGUAGCAGCUCACUUGGGAAGGGACAUGGGCUCUGCAGUUUACCACAAAAACACUUGCUCCAUGCCACUCACUUGUAUUGUCUACAUGGCCCCUGUGCAACCCAAAUUUAUGAUCUCUGGUAUACUGUUGCAUUCUGGAAAAAAUAUUGAGAGACCUGCCGAGUACCUCAUUAUUGUACUGAGCUUAUGAAACCUUUUUGGAGGGUUUUAAAUUGCAUUCAA
Messenger RNA from Leptonychotes weddellii (Weddell seal), 2397 nucleotides. It is a transcript of the gene METTL4, whose product is annotated as methyltransferase 4, N6-adenosine. Gene Ontology annotation, molecular function: RNA methyltransferase activity; site-specific DNA-methyltransferase (adenine-specific) activity; nucleic acid binding. Lineage: Eukaryota; Metazoa; Chordata; Mammalia; Carnivora; Phocidae. The record is from RefSeq and is a predicted model, not a curated record. Gene Ontology annotation, cellular component: cytosol; nucleus. Gene Ontology annotation, biological process: methylation.